This is a messenger RNA of Macrobrachium nipponense, 11928 nucleotides long. It is a transcript of the gene CenB1A, whose product is annotated as arf-GAP with coiled-coil, ANK repeat and PH domain-containing protein 2-like. Gene Ontology annotation, molecular function: GTPase activator activity; protein binding. Lineage: Eukaryota; Metazoa; Arthropoda; Malacostraca; Decapoda; Palaemonidae. The transcript has 20 exons. Bases 204 to 2798 code for a protein of 864 amino acids. Gene Ontology annotation, cellular component: cytoplasm. The record is from RefSeq and is a predicted model, not a curated record.
UCCCGAAACUUGUAUUAUAGUUUGGGGAGAGCCAGGGAGAUAGACCUAUACAGUCGGUCAACCGAUGUGUCAAAGGAAGAAGAGAUAAUUUGAGGGUAAUUUAAGGGUUCAUCGCGGCCAAAUAACCAGAUGACCCGCGCACUCACCUAGUGAUACUCCGAUUGACGCCUUCGUACUCACUCCCGAAGGUGCAGUAAUUAAAGAUGAAGGCCAUAAUUGACAAUGUUGAGUGUCAAAGGGACUCACCAAGGUUUAGGCAAAUUUUGGAUGAAAAUGAGAAGGACUUGGAUAAUCUGGAGGUGAAAUUGGAGAAGGUGGUAAAGCAUUGCAAUCAGAUGGUGUUAGCUGGAAAGCAAUUCAACCAGGAGCAAGAGCAUUUGAUCCACAGCUUAUGGGACCUAGCUGGAUAUUUUGGAAAUGAUACAACUGUGCAGUCUGCACUCAAUCGUAUGCUGGCAGCUCUAGGGGAAGCUGCCAAAUAUCAUGCCAUACUUGUAGAUCAGGCAGCUCGUGCUAUUACCAAGAACUUAGCCAACUUUAUCAAGAAUGAACUGCGAAGUGUAAAGGAUCUGAGGCAUUACUUUGAAAAAGUGAGUGGUGACAUGGACAAUAUCCUGCAGAGAUCAUCUGGAGUAUCCAGGACACGUGCGCAUGAAGCAGAUGAGAUGAACAAUUUAGUGAUUGCCACAAGAAGGGCAUUUAGACACACUACUGUAGAUUAUGUCCAUGCAAUAUCUGUUGCGCAGGGGAAGAAGCGCUAUGAAGUGGUGGAUGCGCUUUUGUCGUACUUGAAAGCCUACAACACAUUUUAUCAUCAAGGGACAGAUCUAUGUGAUGAUCUCAAACCAUCUUUGGAUAAGAUCAGCCAAGAGGUAAGUGUGAUGAGAACCGAGGUAAAUGAAUUGGAGAAGAGUAUGGAAAACCGUCAUACAGAUGUGACUGACAAAGAUCUGGUGUAUUUGUCUGAUCAGCAUGAUGCAACCACACCUGUUGUCAUGCAUGGAUACCUUUUUAAGCGUACCACUAACGCAUUCAAGACUUGGAAUCGACGGUAUUUUACCCUGCAGAAUAAUCAACUGGUCUACCGAAAACGUUCAGGAAAUAGGAAGUCAGGCAGGAACUCAGGCGGAGGUAUACUACUGAAUAGUCGUAUCUCACAUGUGCACGGAGGAGAAGAAGUUACUGUAAUGGAAGAAGAUCUGAGAUUGUGUACAGUGAAGCCUGCUCAUGAGGUUGACAGGCGUUUUUGCUUUGAAGUCGUAUCCCCAAUGAAGUGUCACAUGCUACAAGCUGAGAGUGAGGAUAGCUAUCAGUCUUGGAUAUCAGCUUUACAACGUGGUAUUGGUCAGGCUUUACAGUUAAGCACUCCAGACAUGAACAGAGAUUAUCAACUAGACACUCCAGGGUCAUCUCCCUAUCCUGCAAAAGGUUCUUUAGUCCCAGGGACUCCUGGUGAUUCUUCAGCCUCCUCCUCUCCUGCUACUACUCCUCAGUCGGUUAAUGCUCACAAACCCCCGUUAUGGCAAGAAAUAAUGAGCAUUCCAGGCAAUGACAUUUGCUGUGAUUGUGGUGCUACGAACCCUCGGUGGGCUUCAAUUAACCUAGGAAUAACACUCUGCAUAGAGUGCUCUGGUAUUCACCGUAGUCUGGGCGUACACUACUCCAAGGUGCGGUCGUUAACGUUGGACGCUUGGGAGCCGGAGAUUAUUAAGGUGAUGUUAGAACUGGGCAAUAAAAUCAUCAACUCAAUAUACCUGGCAACAUAUUUGCCAGAGGAAACAGAUUCUUUAAAACCACUCAGACCUGACAGCCAAAGAUCAUUUCGAGAGGAAUGGAUUAAAGCCAAGUAUGUUGAACGAAAGUUUGUGAAGAAGCUGUCGACUUCAAUUUUAGAUGGGUCUUCCUCUCCCUCCUCUAAUUCACCAGAAAAGAAGCCCACUAAAAAGUAUUGGAGUAUAUUGCGGAGACGCAAACGUGUUCAUCGUAGGAGUAGGAACAUUGCUGAUCACACAAAUGAUGAUGAGUCUGCUAGUGAACCUGGAACUCCAGUUAAUCAUCCUGAAUCUCAGAUCAUACCUCAAAUUCAUAUAGAGCCUAACAGCCCUAUCACGGAUACCGGCGAAAAUAGCAAUAUAUUUUUAUUUGACAUUGCAAGACAUAGUAGUACAAGGAAUAGAAUAUCUCAAGAACUUGAUAAUAUGUCCCUGCCAAGUGACGACAAUUCAACUGAUGGGGAGCAUUCAGCAGAAUAUGUGACUGAAGAGUCAUUAUCAACGCUCAAUCCAGAUGUCCUACUAUUCCGUGCCUGUGAAGCUCAUAAUUUGCCCAUGAUGUGUCAGGGUUUGGCAUUGGGGGGAAAUAAGAAUUGGCAUAAUCCUGCUCAGAGUGGAAGAACACCCAUGCACCAGGCAGUUGAGAGUGGUUCCGUUAUGGCUUUAGAAUAUAUGCUUAUUAAUGGAUCUCGAGCAAGUGUUCAGGAUUCAGAAGGCCGAACGCCACUACAUCUUUCAGCACUUAAUUCUAAUAUUGGUCAGGUUUGUUUAUUACUAAAGCAUCGUGUUGAUCUAAACCAGACCGACAAUGAUGGCAAUAAGGCAAUAGAUUUAGCUUUAAAGAGCAGUGAACCUGAUGUUGUUACUCUGUUACGUGUGGCCAGCCUUAGUGAACACAUCGAUCGAGAUGGUGGAGGGGAAGAUAACAUGUUGACAGACUUCCUUAGAGAUUUCCAAGAGAAAAUAGUGAAUCAGGGUCACAAUCGCUCUCGUUCUGGCGAGGGUGCUCCACCACCAGAAAAUUAGGGAAGGAAUGAAGUUGCUCAUGCAGGUGUCCUCUGCCAUAAAUGAGAGGAUUCCGGGAAUUUUUGUAGAUAGCACUAUAGAUUACAUAUUAUUGUUUUUAUAUAUUUUCUUUGUCUCUCUCUCAUAUUAAGUUUUAUAAGUUUUCUGUUCUGCCUUUGUCCCAUCCUUUUCUUUUUCAUUGUGUAAUUCUCUCAGUAAUAUGAACAGUAGCAUUACUAUUGAAUUUUGUGAUAAAAUGGACGGAGAUAUUGUAAAAUAUUAGUGAUUUCAAAACGCAAAUUCCUUGGGGGAAGUAUAAGGAAUGUUAGAGCAAAAACCUACUUUUUCAAGUAAUUGAUUUAUGAAUUGAAUAUAUUAAAAAUUACAUUGGAAUUCAUUUUUGGUGUGGCAGAAAAUCAGUACAAGGUAGUAACACUUCCUCAUUGGUGUAACCAGGGAAUAAUUCACACACAUACUAUAGGAGAAUGCUAAAAAGCUGCAGCACAGUGAACCAUCAAAAGCCAUGGGUGACAGUUUUUGCACCUGCAGUUUUGUUUUCCAUUGUUAGGAUGAAAACCAGGUUCUUCACAUCUUGACUUUACAAAAUGGUUUAACCAGGCCAUGAAAUUGGAAUUCUUAACCAAGAUUCAGGCCUUAUCAAUAGGUCUAUAGCAUAAAAGCACAGUCCUUAUUAAGACUCAUUGACUUGAACAUAAUGAAUUAAGUUUAGAAUUUGUAAUCUCCACUGAUUCCAAAAGUGCAUGGAAAGCCAUUCAAAAUUAUUGCCCUAAAAUCACUACAUAUGUAAGAAGAGAAGCUUUCAUUCCAUAAGUUAAGCCCAUAAAAUUGUUGAAAUAUGUUAGAUCCCCGACUAUGUAUGCAUUAAGGGAAAUAAAGCUGCCUAUAAAACAGGUAGUGUUGCAGCUACUAUAAUUAGAUGACAUGUAUAUGCCCAUUCCUCUCAAGAGAUUCUGAACUAUCUGUAAACUAUAUCUUCAUAAAUGGCUUGCUUAAUGGUGUGGUGAAGAAGAUAACUAAACAAAUGUUGGAUUUGGUUCUUCCUUCUUCAAAGAACACCACAAUGAAGUAAUAUCUCGUCUUUAGAUUGGUCACACUUGUUUGACCCAUGGGGAUUUUCAGAUUGCUCACACUUGUUUAACAGAUGGGUAUUUAGUAACUCACAAAGUUCCUUGUUGGACAAGUGGAUUUCGCGCUCGGCUACCAAUCUGGUGGUCUGAAGUUCGUUUCUCGGCUCGGCCAACGCGGAACCAGAGGAAUUUAUUUCUGGUGAUAGAAAUUAAUUUCUCGAUCUGUGGUUCGGAUCCCACAAUAAGCUGUAGGUCUCGUUGCUAGGUAACCAGUUGGUUCCUAGCUACAUAAAUAAUAUCUUAUCCUUCGGGCCAGCCGUAGGAGAGCUGUUAAUCAGCUCAAUGAUCUGGUAAAACUAAGAUAUACUUAACUUAGCAACUCACAAGACCAUGUCAAUUGCAGAACACUUACAAUUGUAUGUAUCCUGUGUAAAGUUUUUAGUUUACAUAAUCAUCUUGUUUUUAAUGUGUAAUUCUUUAAAGAUUAAUUUAUCACGAACAAACCAUCAUCUACCUUUGUGAGAGUUAAGAAUAUUAAUGCAGUGGUUUGGUUAAACUUUAGCAAUUAAUGAUCAUUGUAAUCCAUUAAAUGCAUGGGUUUUUAAUAUUAUUGAUCUGACAUAUAGGAAUUAACAGUUUGCCUUUAUUAUUGUAGUUGCCUAAUUUUUGCAUUCUCAUAUGAUCUAUUUGAUUGUAGUUUAAACAGUAAUGAAUUUAGAAGAGGUACUUUAGCUUCUUGGCUUUUUUAUUUGAGGUAUUUAAUUCGACUGUCAGUGUUAACUUACACUAGAUGUAUCAGGAUGGAUUCCACAGGUUUUGUUAGCAUUUGGAUUAAUCUCAUAAUUUUUACAUUACUUACUAGUCACUUAGCAUAGAGUAGAGUUAGGAAGGGACAUGAAAACGACCCAAAACAAUUUUUUGUUCAAUAGAAGUUAAUGGUCAGCACUGGUUUUGCAAGUAUACAUUAUUAAUACAGUUUUGAAUUUUUUGCUUAAAUUAAGGUAAAUGAUCUGGCUUUUUCCAGAAUUUUCCUUUUCACAUGGUUUAUUAGUUUUAGAUGAGGCACAUGGAAUUUCUGGAAGAUUGGGUACAAGAUUGAAAUAUUGAUGUUUUGAUGAUAUUUCACCAUAAUUAAUGUUCUUUUCCAGAUUUUCAGACUUGAAGGUGAUAUAGGAUAACUUGAUUGCUGGAGAGGGAUAGAUAGUUUUGCAAAUUUUAUUAGGUAGAAUAAACCUAAACUUUUUACAUUUUUUCUCAAAAAGCCUUAUGGAACCAACUGAUUAAUGAAAGUGACAUGAAUUCCUAUUGAACAGGUAAAGAGAGGUUUGGUGUUGCUGUUCAGUACAUUUUCUGCCUGCCAAACAUUUUUUUUUUGGGGGGGAGCCUCACAACCCUUUUUUUUUUCUAUCAUUAUAGCUAGUCUGAAUUUUUUGAGAGAGUGCUUUUUAUUUAUUUGCUAAGGUUGUACUUCCGCUGUCAUUAACUUACAUUGUAGUUGUUUGGCAUAAGCAGUCUUUCUAUCAUGGACUUUAUUUAAUCUGGCCAUGUAAAAUGUAGACAUUGAGUUUUAGAUAUGCACAGUCCAUUCUUAUGUUUAUACAUUAAAUUUGUCUUGCUGUCCCAAGCAAGUUGUUGCAGUUAGAUGCAUUAGAAAAUGUUACACUCAACUUUUAUAAGUUUCUAAUUCAUGGAAAAUGACAACUUGAAUGUGUGUUUUCUGGCAGGUUUUGACAUUUCAGUUUAGAUAGUAUCAUAAACCUGAAGUAAAAUGUUCUUCCAGAGACCUUUUGAAAUUGGGUGGAUAGAUUAUAUAGAUUACACUAACUUUUCUUGAAUACAUUUCUUUGUAUAGUGUUUUAUAUAACAGUCAUUUUCAGGUUUGAAUCUACUUUCCUAUAAUUUUGUGAAUCUAAGUAAAAUGGUUUAAGUAUGUAUUUUGCUGAAAAAAGUUUUCAGCCAUUUAAAACUAAGUUUAUGUGCAGUAGGUGUGAAUUGGGCAGGUUUUUGAGAAUAGCAAGCAUUCUGGAGUUUUUUAUUUAAAUUAUUUUGUGCUGUGCUAUUAAAGUGUCAUCCUUGCCAAAGUAUGUCCCUUAGAAAGUGAUAGUCCAUAGGUCAGAACUUUCGAAGAAAGUAUCAAGUCUGUGAUUUUUUCGCUAAGGGUAUAGGGAAAAAAUAUAGUACUGUUUUCAGUGUAAGUACAAUGAAGUGAUUUGUAUCAGCAAUAGUAAGUGCUAAAAACAGGGCAAAAUGUUGAAUGGCAGUAGUAUAUUAAGUAUAACUAUUAUCAACUUAACUUUGGGCACUACACUUCACCAUUUUUAUAUGUAUAGGUUUGUAACCAUUCCUUGAGAAAUUCAAGGACAGCUCAGUAUGGAAACUUACUGUGGUCUUGGAUUCAGAGUAAUAUAGCUAUUUGUGGUUGUUAGAGUCUUGGAAGUUAAAAUUUUAGUAUAUGAUGAAAAGUUUAAUGUCUCAGUGCUCUAACUAAUAUCCAAGGUUUGAUGCACUGUACUUAAUUUCUGGUGAAUGUGUUUGUAAUGUAUUAGUGGCAAGUUUAGAAGAAAUACAUUGUAUUACAGUAGAAAUGUUAACAGGAAAUCCGAUCUUCAUAGUUUUAAUGUUUUAACGGAAAUGUGCCAUUUAAUUUAUAAACACAUGUCCUAGGUAUUAGAAAUGUGUAGGCAUAGAAAUACUUGAGGUAACAUAUGGACUUGCACUUUAUUGGCUUCUGGUGAGGUCAAGUUAAAAAAAAAUCUGUUUGUCUAACAUUACCAAAUAAUUGCUUAAUAUUUAGUUUGGAAGAACAGUGAGUUCUGGACUUAGUAACCAGUAGAUGGGAGAUAAUGGACUAUUCCUGCCAGUUGAUAGAAGUUCCUCCUAAAUACUUCAUUAGGGUAAGUUUUUCUAUUGUACAGAUAAUUUUAUCUUUUUGUUUAAAAUACCGUAUAUGUAUUAUAAAUGUAUAUUGUUCUGAUUUACAGAUUUUUUUUAUUUUGUUUGAAGGUCAUUUGGGAUUUAUGGAUUUUUUUGUGAAAUUAUCUGAUAAGGAGUACAUAAUUAGAAUGUUCAGUAAUACUGCAUCAUAGUUUCCAGUUGUAAGUUUUACACCUUGCCAGAAAGUAAAAAAAAAAAAUAAUAGAAAAUUCUCAAGUUUUUGUAGAAGAGAUUAAUUUUGCUUGUAAAUAUGGCAGCAAAAGUAUGACAUGCAUAAUAUUUUCAUACUCCACACUGUUUAUGUGCUCAUCAUUUCUUGUGGCCAGUGUUCCUGUUUUAUUGGUAACACUAGUGACAUGGAUUUCUCAAAUCUACAAGGGGUUCAAGCAUUCAAAUACAAUAGAUGUAAUGCGAAAAAUGUGUCACACUACCCGUCAUAUUUGUUUUUUAUUUUUCCAAGUUUUCCUGAAGCCAAGGCCUUUUAUUUUUAUUGGUUGAUUAUUUGUGCUUCUGCGGAAAAUGAUAAAUCGUGGGCUAUGUGAGUAAAAUUUUUAUGUUAAUUUUCAUAUGAAUUAGCUUUUCUUUCAGAUUUGAUAGCUUCUUUUUGUUAAGAGUGCUAGAUGUCAGGUUUAGUUGGUAUACAUACACCAUGUAUUAUUUUUCAGUAGUACAUGUUCUGCAGUUAAUUAUGAAGAUUUAUGCAAAGUAAAAUCCUCAUUAAAAUAUUGUUUUGGGCCAUCAGGCAAGUUAUAACAAGUGGAAAAAACUUGGUAGUGCAUUAUCAUGACAUGUUAUACAUGAACCAAUCAGCCAGUACUCAGUUUUCAUGUCUGUGAUGUCAACAUGGUUAUUUCAAAUUUACUUUGUGUGGUGUGCUUGCAAAAGUUGCAAAGGGAUCGUUGCAUUCCAAAGAUUUGAUCAUUUCAGUGCUGAGUUUGUAGCAUUUCUUAUAUGUUUUGUUGAUGGCAGUAAACCAUAAAGAUUGAAAGCUUAAACAGUGUUUUAGCAGGCAUAAAUGGUGGGAAAGAUACAAAACCAGAGGAACUAAAUUAUUUAAGUCUUUUAAAGUCCAGAAUAUUUGGGAGUGAUUAUUUCAAUGUUUGAUUUGCCUAAAGUAUUGACUAGAUUCAUUUGAUUAUCGAACCUCAGAUUCAGGUUCAUUCCUGUAUUAAAAACAUACAAAACACUAGGUAAAGAAAGUAUGUUGGGCUUACUUUAUGUUAAUGUGCGCUCGCAUGUUGAUUUAUUAGGUAAUUUGUAUAGUGUGGACAGUUACUGGUGGAUGGGUGGAAGCUAAUGAAUAUAAGAAUUUCAUAAGUUUUAAACUAAAUUUUUUACAUUUCAAAAUUUGGAAGUAUUGUCUUACAGAUCUGUUAGUUAGGUUCAUGUAAAACUCAUAAUUUGCCCAUAUUCAAUACCUGUACCACAUGAUUCACCUGCUACUCUGUAAAUGCUGUGGACAUGACACAACUGUUUGCCCAUACCCUUCUGGCAAAGUACUACACAGACAUUUUUAUCCAUAUGCUACAUGAAUUUGCCAUGAAGUUUAAAAUAACUUUUAUUAAAGUGCAUAAGUGUUUUUUUUUCUCUUUUUUUUUAAUAAUAAUGUUAAGGUCCCAGAACUUAAAAGAAAAUUAUUUCUCAUUCUAACAAUUUUGUCAAGUAAAUUAAAAUUUGAGAAGCCUAAUCUUUCGCCAUUUAGGUGCAUUUAAUUUUUAUACUAUCUUCUAACUGAAUACACAACAGUAGAAUCUCACAUCAGACUUGCUUGGAACCAAAUCUUUACUAGAAAUCCUUUCCCAAUUCUUAUACAGUAUUGCUUUGAAUACUAGCAGAUCUGGAAAGUAAAUAUAGGGAGAUAAAUUAGUAGGGUGCAUGAUUAUACAUGAAAAUAUGGCUGUAAGAAAACUCCUAAAUAUAUUAGAAGUGUAGAUUAUAUAUAUUAUAAUAAUAACAAAUAUCCAACUGAAAUUGUACUGUAAUAUCUUUUUGGUACAGGGAAUAGCUGAUAAUCACUUAUAAGUUGUGGCAUUUAAACAAAUUAUGGUAUUAUUUCUAUGGUCUCAAAAUUAGGUGGUGUUCGUUGGUCACCUCACCCAACUUUGAUUAAUAACCUUGUUAAUCUACAUAGAUUAUCAAGCUUCUUGGUCAACAUUUAGUAUUAUAAUCAUGACAGUUUUAUAUACCUAAAGCCAGCCAUUCUGGUAGACACAUGUAUUCUUAACUUAGCAAGAAAGUAUUUUUUAAUACAAAGCUUGCUAAACCACCUGGGACUUUUGAAUUGCUUGAAAAAUAUGUAGAAUUAAAACUUUAACAUGCUCAACUUGUUGGCUACUUAGCAUGAUACAAUCCUUCACUAUAGAGUUUGCAAUGCAGCAUCUUAAUUUUAACAAUUCACAGGGCUUCUUGCAAUAAGAAUUGCAAGAUAAAGUUAAAAGAAUUUCAAUCUCAUUCAGAAACUGACCAGUUGGGCAGCCUUAGUGAAGUGUGUCAAUUUCAGCUUGGAACAAGGUACUCAUACUUAAGAGGAGGCUUUAAUCAGUGUCAAAAAUUGUUUAUAGGAUACCUGCAACAGGCAUUAGUAAGGGCAAGCGAUAACUCCAGUGAUGACUUAGUUUUAAAGCAAGUGCCCACUUGUGAACAGUUUAUCAACAGACUUAAUUUACUUGUCUGUAAUGGAUUAUGAUGUAUAUACUGUAUAUAAGAUGUAUACUUGUAUGAAUAUUGUGAAUGUAUUUUACAUUUUUGGAAUGUAUAUAGGGUGCAGAAUGUUUUACUUUACAGAUUUUAAAUAUUUAGUGAUUAAAUUUUUUCAAGGGAAACAAGUACUAGUUAAGAGGUUUAUUAUAAAAUGAAUAAAUUUAACUUAACCUAGAAAUAUGCAGUACCAGUCCUGCUCAUGAAGUUUCUUGUGACAAUAUUGCUAAACUUAUUUAGCCUCGAACUUGAAUGCUUGCCUGCAAGUAAAUUGGUUAUGCAUUAGAAAACAUUUUUCCUGUGCUCUAAUAAUAUUGUAACCAGCAGGUUAGUUUCUUAUAGCUAGGUAUGUUGUUAUUCAGGUCUUUCCAUUAAAGUUUGUCAUCAAACUUAAGGGUGUAGUUGCAUUGUCUGGUGUUGGAGGUAGCUGUUUACUGGAAACUAUUUGAAUACAUAGUACUUAAAAACUAUAAUUCUUUUCUCUUGUGCCUUGGGUCUCUAGUUGUGACUGACUGCAAUGACAAGGGAUCUGUGAUGUUCUAUUACUUGCUGUAUUGCAAUUCAAUUUGUAAUUGUUUGACAAAAUGCCAAUUUUGUUAACCUCAAAAUGUUAUUGCAGUUAAAAAUUGCACGAGUUUAUAGCUAUUUUUCAGUGUGCCUCUCGCCAUUUUCAUAAAUUAGUUUAGCAAGACCACUGAGUAACAUUUCUGAACUCUCAUAGUACUCGCUUAAGUUCUCCAGAAAACAGGAAAUGUGUAUUUGGAACUGUACACAGAAAUGAGGUUUUUAGCGUUUCAGUUGUCUCAAGUCGUCAUCAGUGUGGCCACUGUUAAUUUAUAUGAACUUGCUGUUUAUUCAGUAGCAUAAAUUUUACCGUUCUAAGUCUUUGCGAUUAUGAAUUCGAAAAUAUAAAAUGCAACCUCCUUUAGAUAUAAUAGUCUUCUUUUGAGCAUUAUAAAUAGCAGAAAUAUUACUGUAGAAAAACUGAUCAUACAUACUAGUUUUUUUUUUAGUUAUACUAGGAUGUAGUCUGCAAGGCCUAGACUUUUAAGCUUAUUUGAACUAUGAGCACUCUUGGAUUUUUAUUUUUCACCAAAGAUUUGCAGUACAUAGAUUUAUACACUAACUCGAAUUUAGUGAAUGCUUUGAAGAAACAAAAUGCUCAACUCAUUGACUAAGUAAGAGCAUCCACUAUCUCUUUUCUCAUGUAGUUUAAGGACAUUCUAUGAAUUUGCAUAAAAUAUGCAAAUUUGUUUUUUCUUUGAAAUCAUAAUCCCUAGUAGGGUUGUAUGGGUUAUAUUUUCUUUAUGGUUGUAUUGGGACAAUUGCUGCCUAAUGUGCUGUAAAAAUUGGAAUUGAGAGAAAUAGUCAGCCUAAUGUAAAGAAACAAAAGCCUGUUCUCCCUCGAGAGCAUAUGCAUGGGGAUACUAGAGGAGUGCCCUAUUUGUUGUUUAAUGUAGGUACUAGGUCAGUGUACGGUAUCUUUAUUUUCUUAGGGUACAGCAUACACGAUAAGGCAGUAUACUCUGUUGUUAAUGUAACUUAACAAUCUUUAAAAAUUUUCUGCAGUUGUGUUAUAGCAUUCUCUUGCCUUUUGCCAUCGGGACUUGCAACACGAAGUGCUUUAAAAUUUUUUUGAUGGCCUUAUCAACUUUAUGAAAUAGAGCUCACUUCAUAAAACAUUAAAUGGUGUUGAAUUGCAAAAUGUAUAAGCCUUUUUUCCUUUACAAAAGGUGUUAACUGUGCAUAUGUAAGUUUUAUUUUACUUAGAUUACAAUGUAUAGUAAACAUUACAGACUGUGCAGUAAAUACUAUCGCUAUGUCACGAACACAACUGCAAUUUCAUCACACAUUUUCUUGGUGCCUCAUGCUAUAAGUGUUCUUGUGCCUGAGCUGCCUUGUUGGAUCAAGUUUUUUAUUUAUGAUUUUUACCAUUUUCUAUUAGUUUUUUCAGUUAUGAUAAUCUGCUUAUUGUUUCUACAGCUUUUGAAGUGGAGUACAUCAUAAUGUUGAGAAUAUUUUCCUUGAAUGUAUUUGAGGAAACUAUUUUUAGAAUUUCAAGCUUUUUAAAAUAAUGUGUUAACUAUAAUUACAGAAGGUUCUUAAUUAAACCUUUUUUAGGUAUGCAGAUGUAUAAAUAACAUUGCCUUCUAUUUUUUUCAGUAAAUGUUUUAAUCAUCUUUACAUUCCAGUGUCUGGAAAGUUCUAUUAAUUUGAAGCACUUGUAUUAGAAAUCUAUCCUACAAUCUAAAUACCCUCAAUGUCGAUCCAUACAAGGUUAAGGAUGUAAUUGACUUUAUAGAUUUGUGUACAGUAACGUGAAGGCUUGAUAUUUGCUUGGUUGAGUUUUGUAUAAAGAGAAAAUUUAUGCUAACUUUGUAUGCCAGCUAAAUAAAUGGUUAUAAUGUGCUGGUCACAUUUCUUUAAUUAUG